Closterium sp. Naga37s-1 is the source of this 960-nucleotide messenger RNA. Lineage: Eukaryota; Viridiplantae; Streptophyta; Zygnematophyceae; Desmidiales; Closteriaceae. The record is from the annotation of a GenBank genome assembly.
AUGCACCGCAGUGCUCUUACCCCAUGCGCAUGCACCGCAGUGCUCUUACCCCAUCCGCAUGCACCGCAGUGCUCUUACCCCAUCCGCAUGCACGGCAUUGCUCUUACCCCAUGCGCAUGCACCGCAUUGCUCUUACCCCAUCCGCAAGCACCGCAUUGCUCUUACCCCAUCCGCAUGCACCGCAUGCUCUUACCCCAUCCGCAAGCACCGCAUUGCUCUUACCCCAUCCGCAAGCACCGCAUUGCCCUUACCCCAUCCGCAUGCACCGCAUUGCUCUUACCCCAUGCGCAUGCACCGCAUUGCUCUUACCCCAUCCGCAUGCACCGCAUGCUCUUACCCCAUCCGCAUGCACCGCAUUGCUCUUACCCCAUCCGCAAGCACCGCAUUGCUCUUACCCCAUCCGCAUGCACCGCAGUGCUCUUACCCCAUCCGCAUGCACCGCAGUGCUCUUACCCCAUCCGCAUGCACCGCAUUGCUCUUACCCCAUCCGCAAGCACCGCAUUGCUCUUACCCCAUCCGCAUGCACCGCAUCCCAAUGCCUACAUCUCCCGUCUCCCAUCUCUCGCGGCAGGAGUUGAUUGGGCUGGUAACUGCCUGGGGGCACAUGUGGGCGCGCCGCAGGAACAACAUCCCCGCACCCCCUCCUCUCCCCCCCUCCCCCCCCCCCCCCCCCCCCCCCCCCCCCCCCCCCCCCCCUUUCCCUUUUUUCCCUUUCACCCCCUCCGUCCUGUCUCACAUCUCUUGCUACAGGAGUCAAUCGGGCUGGUAACUGCCUUGCGGGCACUUAGGACGGCGCUGCGACAGCAACAUCCCCGCACGCCCAAACCCCCUCCCCCUUUCCUUCCCCCCCUCACCUCCCUCCCCCCUCUUCUCCUUCUGUCUCCCGCCUCAUUCUGCAGGAGGCAAUCGGGGUGGUACGGACCCUCGGUCACUUUGGCCCGCGCAGCAGCAGCAACCUGA